GCCGGGCAGCUGGGCGGCGCUGUAAAAGCAGAGGCGGGGGUCACAAUAAAGGGUCUGGGGGCAGCUGCUCCGGGAGGGACGGUCUCCGUCUUUGUUCCCCUCCCCUCUCCCCGGUCACGCUCCCCACCUUCGCCCCCUUUCCCUUCACCUGGAGAAGCGGCCCGGACUCAUGGGCUCUUUUCUCGGUCUGUGUCGCUUCUAGGAUGGCGGAGAUACCGCCCGGGCCUAGCAGCCUCCUCCCUCCGCCGCCACCGGCCGCGGCCGAGCCCUGCUGCCCCUUCCCCGCGGGGGCCGCCCCGGUCUGCUGCAGCGAGGACGAAGAGGACGACGAGGAGCACCGAGGAGGAGGAGGAGAAGGCGGCGGCGGCGGCGGCAGGGGCCGGGGCAGGGGCCCGGGCCGGGCCGCCGAGGCGGCUGCCUCCAAGGGGCAUCAGCGUCUCCAUUGCCCGCCGCCGCCGCCGCCGGCGCAGCAGCGGGAGCAGCAGCAGCAGCAGCAGCUCAACGGGCUGAUCAGCCCCGAGCUGAGGCACCUUCGGGCGGCCGCCUCCCUUAAGAGCAAGAUCGUGGGCGCCGCCGACCCGACCUCGGGCCCCGCCACCGACGGGAAUCCGAGGGCGACUGCAACCAAAAGAGCUGGGCAGCCCCCCAGUGAGAGACCCCCUCACGCUGUCCCCAGUAAUGCAAGAACUGCGCCCCCAAACCCAGCGGCACCGGCGGCAGCAGCAGCCGCAGGCGGCCUGGCGUCGGCCCGCAAUGGACUGGCUGGGGGGACUGAGCAAGAGGAGGAGGAAGAUGAAUCGCUGCUGCUGCUCUCCUCGUCCCUGACAGCUGUCUGCAGCUUAACAACCUCCUGUGACAGGGAGGCAGAACCUGAGGAGGAUCGGACGAUACGAUACGUCCGAUACGAAUCCGAGCUACAAAUGCCCGAUAUCAUGAGACUGAUCACCAAAGAUCUGUCUGAACCCUACUCCAUUUAUACCUAUAGAUAUUUUAUCCACAACUGGCCACAGCUAUGCUUCUUGGCCGUGGUAGGGGAGGAGUGUGUAGGUGCCAUCGUUUGCAAGUUGGAUAUGCACAAAAAGAUGUUCCGCAGAGGUUAUAUAGCCAUGUUAGCAGUGGAUUCCAAAUACAGGAGAAAUGGCAUUGGUACUAACUUGGUUAAGAAAGCUAUUUAUGCCAUGGUUGAAGGAGACUGCGAUGAGGUUGUCUUGGAAACCGAAAUAACAAAUAAAUCUGCUUUGAAACUUUAUGAAAAUCUUGGUUUUGUGCGAGAUAAAAGGCUGUUCAGAUACUAUUUAAAUGGAGUUGAUGCACUGCGUCUUAAACUAUGGCUGCGUUAAAAGAAACUCUCACAUGAAGGAACAACUUCCAACAGCGCACAGUCGGCCUUUGCAUGCAAUGCAAUUUGUACAGAAUUGCUUUGCAGGUGGAUUUCAUAAUUUCCAUGCAGCUCUUACCUGUCAGUGUCUCAUUGAGUGUCGCACAUAUUUGUUGCACUAUGGCAUGGCACAUUUGUUCUGAAUUAAAAGAUUGUUUCAAACUUCAAGAGUUCUUUUGGUACCAGCAAGAUGUGCCAGUUGCUAGCCAAGAUUUGUUUGUUCAUUUGCAAGUCUACUGACAACGUUAUAUACACAGUGAACAUUUUAUCACAGAACCUGUAUGUGGAACAUAAUUUUUGUUCCUGAAAAAAGCCAAUUUAGAUUGUAAAAUUCUCUUAAGUAUACUAACAUUUCAUACAAAACUUGCCAUAGUUUUCUGGGGGGAGGAAAAGCUUCAAUUUUAGGUUUUAUUUUUCAAUAUUGAAUUUUCCAUUUUUGAAUAUUGGUACCUCAGUGAUUAGUGAAUGAAAAAAGUGUAUUGUAGGGUGGGGUGUGUGUUACAAUGAGUAACAGUAACAAUUAAAUUGCGUCUCCCAGUGCCUGUAUAAAUAAGUAUAUUUGUCUUCAUCUCUAAUUUUUUAGUGCAUGCUUUCUUUUUAUUUCCUUUUAAAAUGUCUUUGCAAGAAAACUGCUUUUAUUUAAAUUCUGAAUUUGAUAAUAAAUUAUUUCAGAUUUUAUAAUUUGGAUACUUUUCCCAGGCAAGAGACAGAGCUAUUCUUAUACAACAAAAAAAUAGAAAGCUGUUUGGAAAUUUCUUGAGUAGUUGCUAAAAGCGGGGAUGUGGUAAAGGGGUUGGGAACUUGAAGGCUCCAGUAAAUUGCUGGUUUGGAUGCACUUUUUCUUUUUGAUAGGGAUUUUUAGAAAGGAAUAGAAAAUUAAUGUAAAUUGGUAUGAUUUUAUUUAAUCAAAAUUAUUGCUAUGAGCUGUGAAAAACAGCUUCUAUAAAGCAGUUGGAACUUUUUUCAUUUGAUUUGGAUUCAGAUUGCUUUGGUGUUCUAAAAUGCUUUAAUUUUCAGUUCUUGGUCUUGGAAAUAAAUUUCAAGGUGUAUUUUAUCUAUUUCAGCUGCUUUUUUUCCCUCUAAACUAUGUGAGCAAGUUCUGGGGGAGGAUCUAUCUUUUUUCCCUCCUAGAACAAAAAGGGAAAAGAGUAAAAUUCAUCUUUUUUUUUGAAUGAGUUACAUGGGUUUUGUCCAAAAAAAAAAAAAAGAAAAGAAAAAACACGAAUCACAGUGAUUGAUCACCAUGUGAUCCAGCAAUCAUCAUUGGCCACAUCGUGUUUUGCUAACUUGUUAAUUGGCAUGAUAUAACAACUUGUUAAAAUAAAUUGAUUGUUUUUCAAUUUUAGCAAUAAACCAAUAUUGGUUUAUUCCUAUAACUGGAAAACCUAAGUAUCCAUAGAAAGGGAUGCAGUCACUAUGAAGAAUGUUCUAUAGAAAACAUACUUUUUCAGAAUUCAGAUUUGCCUUACUAUACCUAUACUGUUAGGUUUUGGUUUUACUUUUAUUUUUUUUUAAUCGCUAUAAUUACUGUACAUUAAAAAAAAAAACCCUACCUCCAUUAACAUUUGAAAAAGUUCCACUUUCAGGAAAAAAAUUUUUUUAAAGGAAAGUUACUCUUUGCUCAGUAGAAUGUAUUUGAAGUGAACAAGCACUUUUCAAAUAAAAUUUUCAGUUUGUAAGGUGAAAAAAUUUUUUUAAUUCUGCUGGUGGGAUCAUUUGUCUUAGUUUUAAAGAAAUUUUAUUAUUAAAAGUGCCCAAUCCUAUUAGUCUGGUGCCACUUUUAAAGGCUUCAUAGAACAGUAAGUACAACAAAAAAAUAGGAUUGGUGCAGAUGAACCCACGGAGCACUGUGAGAAUGACAGCCUUUAGAAUAGACCAUUUUUUAAAGAUAAGCAGUCAGUUUUCAUUUAGGCCCUGGCAUUUAAUGAUAAGAAUAGUACCGAUCAUAGUGGUACUUUGUAUGUUUUAACUAUGAAGGGAAAUUGAACUGAUACAGCAGACUGAUUGCACAUAAGUCCUUAAACAUUAGUUCACUAGUUUAUUUUAAUUGAUGCUUCAGAGGUGAAUGCUGUUAUAAGCUAAUGAAUACUCAGUGUGAUUAGACCACUGUCAUGCGCAGUUGUAAAGAAGGCAAGAUGUUUGUAUACACAAAUCAGACUAUAAUUUUAACUUGUCAGACCAGUGAAAUAAUGGAUAUAGCCCUUUUUUCUUUCAGAUUGACUAGUUUCACUGAACUGACUGAAUCAGUUGGUUGUUUUGGCAUUAUGUAGACAAAGCCUUAACUACAUGACUGAGUUCAAAAGUCACAUGGUUACACAAUUACUCAACAUAUUCCAUACAUACUUGUUAUGUUUUUUAACUACACACAGAUUAAUUUGCGCAUUGAAAUUAUUGAACUGUAACAACCCACUGUCAAAACCCCAUUCAGUUCAAAUAUUUUAGCAUUUAAAAUGGAUUUUUUUUUUAUAAAUUAGAGUUUUCCCCUAAUUUUACAAUGUUAGGUAUCCAUUAUUUUGAGGUGUUGGACUUUAAUUUGAACAUAAUUAUAGUACCUUUGAGUUUGUAUUUAUAAAUGACAUUGAAAAUCACAUAGUUAAAACUGAGCAAAAUGGGUACAACUUUCUUUUAAAACAAUGCUGCCUAUUACAGAUUGACAAUUUGACAGUUUCCACAGCCUAACAUGGUUUUGUUACAGGCUAAAAGAAACUGUACAUGUUAGCAUUAAAGAAGCUAUAAUGGGUAUGUACUCUCGUGGUUGAUGUGUGAUCUAAUUGUAAUUCUCCUUGCAUUAAGAUCAGAAUACUCAUAAGGCCCCAGUUCAGAAAAUAUUGCAAUAGUAUUUCAGGUUAAAACUAGCAACAACAAAUUAUUAAUUUCCUUUUUUGGAUUUGAUUUUAAGGAUUUCCCUCUUUUUUUUCUCCCCAACCAUCUCCCCAUUUGCUUGACAGGUAUACAUACACAAGAGUUUGUCUUUCUCACUUGGGUUUUAACUUUACCUCUCACUGUAUGCUGGCAUUGGUUGAUAUGUAUAAGUCUGGAUAUGUGUAUUACAGUGCCCCCAAAUCAUGAAAUUCCUCAUUUUCCAGGAGUGGAGACAUAAUCUAAUUGGCAUUGUGCAUCAAAAUUAUUUUUCAUUGUACCAUGACAUCACUAAAAUUGAGUGCUAUAAUGUUACAGGGCUGUCAGGUUUGUAAAAACAAACAUAAAUUAUAUUGGAGUUGGAUAUGAGUUGGGUAUCUAUAAAAUAUCACGUGUAUUUCAAAAUUAUUGAACUGCUGUUUGAUAAUGCUGCAUUAUUUUCUUCUGUUCCUUAUCCUUUGGAGAAAGGGAUUAUAAUGGAGUUUGAAAUGUGCAAGCUGUCUAAACAAGAUGCAGUCAAAUAAAACAUGGUUAAGUUGUGUUUGCAUUUUUCUUUUAAAUGCAGAUGUGUUCUUUUUUUGUGACCUGGAAAUUUGUUUUUUUUUUGCCAGGUAGGAGAAUACUCUGACCCCUCCCCACUUCUUCUCUUUCUUAAAUGAAUCGAAGACUUGCUUAGGGGAGAAAAAAAAAAAAGGAAUCAUUAACUUUCUACUUAGAGUAGUUUUACUUAAGUUGGAUAAUCAUUUUGAAUAUUAAUUACAUGAGCUUUAUUUUCAAAAGAAGUACACAGAAAAUGAGCCAUCUACAUUGAAUAUUAAUAGGUUGUGCAGGGUGCUUUUGUUGUACAUUUAACACUCAAUUAUUUCUGUUAGAAAUAUUUUUGAUUAUUUUUUCUGUUGAAUUUGUUGCUAAGGUGCUUAUAUUUUUGUUUACAUAGUAAUCAGUAGACUUAAGUGACUUGUCAGUUGAGGCUUCAAGAUAAUAAAAAAGGCAGACACUCUGUGCCUUAGAAAGCACAUUGUAAUUUUUAAGGACUUUAAAAUAUUAGUGUUAAAGUGGGAAUUGUCAGUAUUAAUCGCCAGUGGGAGUGCUGAGUAACUCUUCACCCUUGUGUAUGAAAAACCCUCUUGUCAUAUUAUUCCUGUUCAGUAAUCAUAUGAAGGUAUGUAAAUUUUAUUUACUGAGGUUUCAGUGAUACUUGAUUUUUCAUACAUCCAAUUAAUGUUUAGUAUCAAAAUAAAUUGAUGGAAUGUAAUCUUUUGCAGUUACAGGCAAAAACCAAUGUAAAAUGGUAACCCAAAGAUGUAGUGAUCUUUCAAAAAAAUCUUUGUUUUUAAAAAAAUCCUUAAGAGCGGUGUUUUAAUGAAAUCUUGUUAUCUUAACAGAACUUAGUAGUAUCACUUCAAUUGCUGCAAAUCCUGUCACUUUGAACAAUGACUUGAGAAAAGUAUUUGAGAAUAGGUUAUUAGAGCCCAAACCUCUUAGCAGUCAUUAUUUGUAAAUUUUAAGUUGAAAAAACUGCCAUUGUUGAGAGGAAAAAUGUGCAAUGAUUCCUCAUUUACCUUACUAAUGUGUUUAACAUAGAACUCUUUUCUGUCCCUGACAUUAAGGGUUUUGUGAUUCAACUACUCAGAGGCAAGACUUUAGUUCUGGUUAUGUUGAAGUUAUCUGUGCUUUUCAGAAAAGAAAGAAACCAAACAAAAACCAGCCUUAAGUGCCUACGUUUUACUUCCUGAAAUAUUUUUUAUGAAAUAUUUUCCUUUUAAAUCUAUAAAUACCCACAUAUUUAAUCUUAGAAAUUUUACAUUUUAGAUAAAAUUUUAAAUACUUUAAACUUUGUCAUUUUUGUAGAGAUGGUCAAUCCGUAUUAUAAAGCGUAUUUUGUACCAUGUGAUAGUGAAUUGUAUGCUGUGCUCACAUUGUUGGAAAAUAGAAUUUCCAAAUUACAGGUCUGUGGCUAACUAAAACUCAUUUGGUUCAGCACAGCUAGUUCUUGAGGGCAGUGUUGUCCUGGCAUGGCAGUAGAACAUACCUGGACUUGAGUUGGUCACCUUAAAUACCUGUGCAUUAAGUCAUAAGGGCACAAAGUCAAAGAAUGGGUGGAUAGCUUAGAACCACUAAUAACUGGUCUUGGAAAAAAACAAAGCACAAGUCCUUUUAAUUUUGAAUCAGUUUAAUCUUUGUGUAUAAAAGGCAGGACAUAUUUUGCAUUUUUAAAAAGCCUCUGCUAGAAAUAUAAAGCACUGAAAUGUGUUAGCUAUUCUUUUAAAAAGUUUUGUUGUUGUCUUUUCUUUGUAUUUCAGUCAUUUCUAGAAAUCUAUUUCUUUCCCCCCUAUCCGUAAUCCCCCAGAAUUGAAACCUGGCUUAUUAUUAAAAAAAAAAAAAA
Molecule: messenger RNA, 6623 nt
Organism: Vombatus ursinus (common wombat)
Lineage: Eukaryota; Metazoa; Chordata; Mammalia; Diprotodontia; Vombatidae
Gene: NAA30
Product: N(alpha)-acetyltransferase 30, NatC catalytic subunit
Exons: 4
Coding region: 204-1340 (378 amino acids)
Biological process (GO): N-terminal peptidyl-methionine acetylation
Cellular component (GO): NatC complex
Molecular function (GO): protein-N-terminal amino-acid acetyltransferase activity
Source: RefSeq, a predicted model, not a curated record